AUGGGGAGUCAAUCCUCGUUUCUCCAUUUCAUGCAUCGAUUGGUUUUUUGGGUUUUAUUCGCGAUGGUUUCAUGUUUUGUUCUGAGAGUUUUAAUUGUACUGGAUCUGAAUAAACGGAUCUACAACCAUACACCUGGACCAUGUCGAGUGUUAACCGAAAAGUACAAAGGUACCGCUGGACUGACGUAUGUGGACUCCCAGAAACGAGUUUAUAUCACUUUUGGAUACGGAAAAUCUCAUAAUUUAACGACAAACACGGGAAUAUCAUUCUAUAAUUCAAAUCGAAGUGAUGGAAGAAGUCAACAAGAAAUGUAUGAUCUGGUUGAAAUGUCAAUUAAUUGGAAUGGUUAUGAAUAUCAGAAUCUGUUUAUUCCAACUGGAAUUGAUUCAUAUUCCUCAUCAAAUGGUCGUGUUCUUCUUUAUGUGAUAAAUGCUCAUCCAGAUCAUCAAUGUAUUCAUUUCUUCCAAGUUGACAACACUAAAUUGAACUACAGAAAAUCAAUUUGUGACUCAUCUUUCACUAGUCUUCAAGAUCUUUCGGUUGUUGGACCCGAUAGAAUCUUCUUUACGAAUAUGGCAGCAUUUGGAAGAGGAUGGGCUCAAGUUGUUGAAUUUGCAUUACAGACUGGUCAAGGAGUUGUGUACUAUUAUGAUGGAUCUAAACUGGCAAUCGGUGCUCCGAGUGUGAAUGCGCCAACUGGAAUUGGAUAUGAUUCAAAGAGAAGGAUUCUUUAUGUUGGAUCUUUGAUCAGAGAGUCCCUGUUCGCAUAUAAAGUGGCCAAAGAUAUGACACUUGAGCUGAUGUAUGAAAUGAUGUUAUUGACAUCUCCGAUUGGAAUAUUCGUUGAAUCGAAAACAGGAGAUGUUUGGGUUGCUGCCCAUCCAGUUCUUCAUGAAUCUGCAUGGCAUUACACACAUCCAGAGAAAAAGAAUGUUCAUUCUUCAAGCCAGAUUUUGAGAAUCAGAAUACAGGAAGAAGGAAGCUCGUGGGUCACAACUGAGCCGUAUGCGAAUGAUGGAGCAACGAUUUCAGCAAGUUCUGCUAUAGUAUACACAGACGAUCAAAUGAUUAUCGGAAGCUCUUUCGGAAGACUUUUGCAUUGCGAUCUGACUCAUUCUCAUAUUACAUAA
This is a messenger RNA of Caenorhabditis remanei, 1131 nucleotides long. RefSeq lists its product as uncharacterized. Lineage: Eukaryota; Metazoa; Nematoda; Chromadorea; Rhabditida; Rhabditidae. The record is from RefSeq and is a predicted model, not a curated record. The transcript is spliced from 7 exons. Gene Ontology annotation, molecular function: arylesterase activity. Bases 1 to 1131 code for a protein of 376 amino acids.